Molecule: messenger RNA, 1650 nt
Organism: Exaiptasia diaphana
Lineage: Eukaryota; Metazoa; Cnidaria; Anthozoa; Actiniaria; Aiptasiidae
Product: ephrin type-A receptor 8
Biological process (GO): protein phosphorylation; axon guidance
Cellular component (GO): neuron projection
Molecular function (GO): protein binding; transmembrane-ephrin receptor activity; ATP binding
Source: RefSeq, a predicted model, not a curated record
UAAUAGCUAUAACACCAAUUUCCACGAUGUCCAUACGAUUGAGGAUUGGCUGGGUAGCAUCAACAUGGCCCGGUAUGCAACACACUUUGCUAACGCUGGAUAUAUGGACCUUGGUCACGUGAAAUCCCUUGAGGAAGAAGAUUUGUCAAGAAUUGGUGUCAAGCUUAUUGGCCAUCGAAAUAAGAUCAAUAAGAGCAUUAAGGCGAUGAACAAGCAYUUUGAAAGUCUGGAAUCCGAUGAUUCAGAAAAGCAAACCUUUGUUUGAAGUGGAUAUAUUGGAAAUAAUACUUUKGGAUUAUAAGAAGMAAGCUAUCAACGUCACRCGUACUCAAGARAUUGUAUAAGUACAUUGGAUAAAGAUAGCAUGGUGAUAUGGAGUCAUUGGUUGCAUUAGAAAGCAUGAAGUAAUAAUGUUGGCUUUAAGUGAGCAACUAAGAAGAAUGAUAUGGAUUUARAACUAGAAAUACUUCGGAAUAUAAAGAAAAAGCAGGAUUAGUUUAUAUAUUGCGUUAAUUAUGAAGACAAGACAUGGAACAUUAAUGAAAUUACUGAAGGUUUUCAUUGGAUUUAAAGAAAAAAGUUGCAUUACCACAAGAAAAAGCUGUUGCUAUAUAUGGCAUGUGUGGAAGAAACGAGGACCUUCUGUUAUUGUUUAUGCAUCUACAGAGGAGGAAAUCUCCUAAGUAAAGUUACUCCUAAGUGUUUUAGUCACUCCUAAGUGAUACUCUGAUCUGAAGAUACUCUGMAAGAUUUUUUUGCAUGUUUAUCAACGUUGGAUUAAACCAAAAGAAAAAAAAAUACUUCUAGUUUAGAGCUCGUUGCUGUUGAAUAAUGGCGUUUCAGUCUGUUUCAGUUGGAUAUUAUUUUUGUGUACAAAGCAGGCGCUUCAAGCGGAAGCUGGCCGCGGAAAAAAUGGUCGAGAGAAGCCAUUUUGGCUGGAACCAUCUGUUUUGUAGAUAAAAUAUUUUAUUUUGUUGUAUUUCUCAAGUUAAGAAGGUAAACCCGCUGUGCGAGGUAACCGAAGACGUUCCCUUUAAUCAAUGGAUUUUAUCCAGUUGUAGAAACUAUAUAGUGAAAGGUUGCCUUGGCUACACGGAAGAGGUUUUCAAGAACAAUAAGAUAUAACGAUAAAUUAGCAAAUAUUUUAAUAAUUUAAAUAACAAARUAUUGUAUAUAAAAAUAUCAAAAUCGUUCGUGCUUAUACAUUUCUAUAAUAAAUCACACAAACUAAUACAACAAGUACGGUACGGCCUGCCGUAUUACAUGGAAGGUAAAAUUAUGACUAAUGAGCCUCCUCCACUGAGCUACUCCUCGGAGCUCCUGUGUCACUUUUUGUCAAAGGCCAUGUACAAUGAAAGACUACUAGUCUUGGUGACCAGUUUAGAUAUUAUCUGUUUUUGAAGGCCUCUUCCAACUAUUACAUUAGUAACGUAUAGAACGAGAAGCUUUGAAGUUUCAUUGAGAAAUGUAGAAGGGUUAAAUUUAAGUAUUUCAUGCACUAAAAAAUGCCUUGUUAAGGUAUAUAAUGGUUAUCUCAAAUCCAUGCACAGAAAAACAGGCAUUUUUACAUUGUGUGUAUCUUCCAUGAUAGUAAUAUGUGUUGCCGAAGUAAAACGAUGGAAAAUUUUAAUAAAAAUGUGCAACUUUAAA